This is a messenger RNA of Syngnathus typhle (broad-nosed pipefish), 7624 nucleotides long. RefSeq names its product peroxisome proliferator-activated receptor gamma, coactivator 1 beta (gene ppargc1b). Gene Ontology annotation, cellular component: nucleus. The transcript has 12 exons. Gene Ontology annotation, molecular function: transcription factor binding; nucleic acid binding. Bases 71 to 2686 code for a protein of 871 amino acids. Gene Ontology annotation, biological process: positive regulation of transcription by RNA polymerase II. The record is from RefSeq and is a predicted model, not a curated record. NCBI's taxonomy places the organism in Eukaryota, Metazoa, Chordata, Actinopteri, Syngnathiformes, Syngnathidae.
CACAAGUGUCACUGCAACCCUUCUUCUAUUACUCUGCCGCCUGGCUUCGCGGCGCCUCAUUCACUAGAAGAUGGCGGACUGCGCUUCACUAUUAGAUGAGGAACUCUCGUCCUUCGUCUUCAAUUACCUGACAGAGAAUCCCGACAGCCAGUAUGGGGAGGAGGAAGUGUGCUCAGACCGCCUGGACACCGACUUUGCCGACAUUGACCUCUCGCAGCUGGACACCAGCGACUUUGACAGCGUCAACUGCCUCAGCGAACUGCAGUGGUGCAGUGAUCAGGCAGCGGAUGCGUCGCCGGCCUCCAUCCGAUACAGCACACCCGACGAACUUUUUGAGAUUGAAGAGGAAAACGCGGCGCUGCUGGCCGCUCUGACGGACAGCCUCGACGGCAUGGUAGACGCAGAGGUGGGCGGCCUCUCUGUCUUCCCCGCUCUGGGGGAGGACGAGCCCGAACAGGACGAGGAUGACCACGACCAUCUUCAUCAUCUUUCUGUUGGCGCAAAACACAUCAAAUGCUCGCAGGACACCGAGGAUCCUUCUCUGCUGAAGAUCUUGCUGCUCACUCCGCCCAAUGUGCCUGUGGGCAAAGAUAGCGUCCAUGGGCAUCGCUAUAGAAACAGAGGAUUACACUCACGGACGGUCCGGCCUCCAGUUAAGAUGGAUGCUUCUCAGGUGCGGAAGCCACGCGCCGUGCGUCCAGCGGGCCGCUUGUGCACCGAGCUCCAUCGCCAUCUCACCAUAUCCCGGCGAGACGCCAAGGAGCCCCCAACUGCAGAUCCGGAGGACGAAGAGGAAGAGGAGGAGGAUGAAGACGAUGACGACAGCGAAUCAGAGGAGGACGAUGAUGAGGAAGAAGAGUCUUCUGGUAGUGAGGUAGAGGCAAGGCAAAUCAAGGCCCCUGCCGAGCCUGUCAAACCUCAAUUCACCUCGGAAAAAGAACUCCGCUCUGUAGUGGAGCUUAUCACCUACAUGCACACAUACUGCAUGCCUGUGCGCAAGCAGCAGGGUCUGGACCGUAAGGACCCGCCCAGGCCUCGAGCUCGACCCGAUGCCACCCGCCCGUCAGUAACAAACUCUCACAGCCGGCUGGUCCUGGUGGCUCCGUCAGCGAGCAGUGGGCCAGGGUAUGAGCCCCGGAGACUUCCCUUCGCGAGGCGGAGGCAGUUGAAACCCAACUCCUUUCUCCGUGAUCUCCUGCAGCAGAGUAGCUCAUUUGAUGUGAGCAAGCCUUAUGGAUUGCACAGUCCACCGUACACUCAAGCAGGACCAGGAUCCCCGCCUUCCAACCGACCACUUGGCACUGUCACCACUAAACCAGAUCUUUGUAAGGACCCUUCCUUGCCCGCAAGGAGAAACCACCCCUAUGAGGCGCUGAAAAGCCCUGUGGAAGACAGUGGCUCAUUCUCAGUUCGCCGCUCCAGGCGUCUGGCUUCCUUCCCCAGUCGCUUUGCCAAGAGGCUGCGGCCCGGGCAGACGAGGGAGGGUGACUGGAGUGAGGAACGGGAUAACCGGCAGGCGGGAGGCAAGCUCUCGUCAACUCAAGCGGGAGGAGGGACAACGACAGAGGCAGGAAUGCAAGGUGACACAACAGAGAUGACCAAAACCUGCUGCCACAGCGAGAAGCGAGCCUGCCUGUGUCUGCCUCUCAACACCAGCAAGUCCACAGGAGAGUUCAGCAGCAAGACAUUUGAGCAGACGCUCGGCGUGGAUCUGUGUGGAACUGCAGGUCUGACGCCUCCCACCACACCGCCUCACAAGCCGGUGGAGGACGACCUCUUCAAGCCAACCGAGGCCAGAAAGGAUGGCGAAAGAAACACUGACGCGUCUGUCCACUCAUCCGUCCACUCCUCCGCCAACGUUGUCGGCGGCCUCCGAGCAUCCUGGCUGAGCCGCACACAUCAGCGUAAACUACCGGAGCAGACAGAGCUGUAUGCCCAGCUGCGGCGCAUGGGUCAGGCCGGAGACGACGACGCCUGCCGUGGCUUCGGCGACCACGACUACUGUGUGCUGAGCCUCGGAGAAUCCCGCAAGCGCAGCGUUGCCAUGCUGAGCACCGUACUGCAGGGGGUUGGAGAACACCAACUCAGUGAUGCAGCGCCGGAAAAUGGCAUCCAGUCCAAUGUCGGCGAGCCAAUGACAUCAUCACAACCCCCGUCUGACUGCCAGUCAGUGGCCACCACACCCCCUGCCUCAGAAGAAGAGUGCUCUGCGCUGUCCCGCUCGCCCUCACCGACCCUCCACCUUUGUUCCGACUCCACCGCUAGCAAGGGAAACUCCAGUGAACACGCGAUAUCUCCAGACGACGAGCAGAAGAACAAAGCCAAAUCUGACGAGGAGAACUGUCAGGUGUUCUACAUCCACAACCUGCCCAGCAGCAUGACCCAGAACAUGUUGAGGAAGCGCUUCCAGGUCUUUGGCACAGCCGAGGACUGCAAAGUCAUCAUCUGUAAUGAGGAGCGCUGCGGCGUCAUAAAGAUUCGCCAGUCCGGCAUCCAGCGGCACCGGCGGGAGCGUGAGAAUGUUUUCCAGAGCGCAACUAUGAGUGGGAGGAGACUGACGAGGAAGCGUUACAUCGACCUUGCAUUUGGGAUUCACUGGCCUAGGCUAAUGUUAGCGUUCAUCCCCUCCCUCACUGUCCAGACGAGGCAGGUCCAGGUCCAGUCAAGAGCAAGUACGACGCGCUAGACUUUGAUACGUUGCUGAAGGAGGCCCAGAAGUCGGUGCACCACCGCUGACUGUCCCACUGCGCUGAACCCAAGCUGCGCCGCGACUGUCCCGCCUUAUUAAAUGCCACACCACGGCAGCAGAAAAAAAAGCGGUACACACCUCUCCACACAAAAUGUUUACAUUUUUAAAAGGAGUGGACGAGAUCGUUUUUUGAGGGGGGGAGGCAAAAGCGGUUACUUUGUAAUAGCUACGAGACCAGCCGCAGCUCUACGUCCUGCCGAGAGACCUCCGUAGCAAAUCUUUGUUGCGUGUGUGCGUGUUUAUGUGUUUCUGUGUGAAAAAAAAUUCAGGUGGUGCGCGGCGUCCUAUCGCCAGAAAAAAAAAUACAAAAGUAAUAAACUAUGUGUGUGGUUGUUCAAAAAAAUGGAAAAAAGAUACCCACUUUGUUGGAUGUUCUACAUGGAAAAAAAAAACUGUGGUGUGUGCAAAGAGUAUAACGUUCAAUGUAAAAAGGUGGACAAAAGUUUACAAAAAUGAAGAUUUUCUUUCUUGUUUUGUAAUUGUAGUGCUUCCUUGAUUUGAUCUAUGCACUGUUGGGAAGUUUUUUUUCUGCUUUAUCCCACUGUCACUGUCAACGCUAAAUCCUCAAACCCUGUUUUUUUUUUUCAGAGGCGCCUUCUACUGGCCCACGUUAGCGACAUGGAUAGCGCGAAAUGCUUUGUGGGAAUGUUUCACCUGAAAAUUAGGAGGCAAAUGUUAGUCUGGAUAAGUCAGCAUUUGUUUUUUGUUAAUCAGGAUAUUAAAUGGUUUUCAGUCUUAGUUUUAGCCAGCAAAUAAAAUCACGCAGCACACCUCUAUUUUCUAGUGGUAAAAGGCCAGUAAUGCUAGCUUUCGCUAUUAGCCCACAACACGCCUGUUGUAUGUUGACAUUAGCUUUAGUUGUCUAGCAUGAUUAUAGUACACGUUUCUUGGUGUUAGCUCUAUGUUCUUGAUCUUGAAAUGUUAGCGUUCGCUGUAGCCAGCUAGCCCAGCCUCACAGCACCUUAUUUUUAAAUCCACUGUUAGCCAUCCAGCAUGACCACAAAGCACCUCUUUUCUCUAUAUUUAGCUUUAUCCUCCAAGCAAAGACAAUAUUACUCAUUAAUUGUACACAGUUAAAUUUAGCCAGCUAAAAUAUCUCCAGUGCACCUCUGUUUCAUACUCUCAACAUCAGCAUUGGCCAACUAGCACAAAUUAAACACAUCUCUAUUUUUUUACUGUUUGCUUUAGCCUGCUAACAAAACCACAUAGCCCCUCCAUUUUGUAGCGCUAGAUUUAGCUAGCAAGCAUGGCCACAGUGCGCCCAUUAUUUACAUACACUAUUAAAUGUGAAUGUUCAAUACCACUAUUUUUCAGACAGGAACCAGUAAGAGUAUUCACUCUUGAAUACUCACCAAUUCUGAUACCAAACAAGUAUUUUAAUACUUUUAUUGCGUUACAUAUACACGGCAUACCUUCAAAUACAAUUUUAGUUUUAGCUUUAGCCAGCUAGCCGGCUUAAUUAAACAAUCAGUAAGGGUGGAGCAUUCCCACAUUGAAGGCGGCAGACUGGUCUGUCUGCCGAUGCAACGUGUAUUGUUUACAUUUAAAUUACAGCCUGUGUCGUUCAAUGGGGGGGGGCGAAUAUGGUUGUGGCAGUGGCACCAUUACAACAAAUGUCCCAGUCCCCUCAAAAUAUCCAUAGUGACUAAUGUUGGUUAGAUCUGAUGGAAUGUAUCCGUCACGAUGAAUGUAAACAUUCCCUUUUGCGGCAGGUGGUUGCACCCAACCUGGCCAGUAGGAGGCACUGAAAAAAAAGAAAGGUAGAAUUGGAAUUUAGCAAGAAAAUGACACGGAUGGUGUCAGGAGUAUCUCUACCUCACGUCCAUGCGCCGAUGCUCUCCCCGCCGCCAUCCUGCUACCCCAUAAGGGUUAAUUCCCAAAAGCCUCUUCUGCACGCCACCAUGUUUGUAGCUCAUCAGCAAGCUUUGCAAAAGCUUGUUAACAAUCCUGAUGAUUUGAAUCGAGGGUGUUGCAGUAGGGAUACAUUUAAAACAGGCUAGAUAGGGAUUUUCGAGGGACCGGCCUUGGGCAGCCCUGUCUUAGAAAGAUUAAAUCUAGCCUCCGUUUUGACAUCCAGCCUGACCACAGCCUGACCUGACUUCUGCUUCACAAAUCUGCCACUGGUUGAAGCCUCUACUCCAAAAAUGGUGGCGUGUAGAAGGCUUUAGUUCUGAGCACUUCCUCUCCUCAUCAAACUGAGACACAGCUUUGUGCCGGUUCAAGACCUUGAUUUUCCGGGUCCUUCCACAGCUUAUCACACACAGGCACACACAAGUACGUUGAAUGUUUACAUCAUGGUUUACAUAAAUCUCUAAUAUAAAACACCAUACUAGCUCUCGAGCGAUAGAGAGAGAGAUAGAGAGAGAGCGAUAGAGAGCGAUAGAGAGCCAUAGAGCAAGAGAGAGAGAGAGAGAGAGAGCAAGGGAGGGAGAGCGAGAGAGAGAGAGCGAGAGAGAGAGAGAGAGAGAGAGAGAGAGACAUGUGUGUAUGGCUAAAUGUGUACAUAGCACGAAACAUCUUACAUAUAAUUUUGGCAGCAGCAGGAUUUGGAGGGAACUUUGACAUAACGACACACAAAGUCUGGCACUGUGUAAAAAAAGAGCAGUGCAUGAAAAAUCCCUUUAGAUGAUCACGUUUGUUCAGUUUUGUUUUUAAUCAUAUUAUUAGAUGCAAUACGUGAGAAUGGUCACUGAGUCAUCAAGACGAAUGUGAUCGACGUGUACAAAAAUCAAUCGUAAUCUUGCACACUAAACGUCCCGACUGGAAUUGUCGGAGGUGAAGAGACAAGGGGAAAUGGAGGAAGGGGAAGGGGUGAUGAUGAUGAUGAUGUGAUGAUGACGAUGGUCUUGAUGAUGAUGAUGAUGAGAAAACCCACUUGGCUUGGGAAUUUGCAGUAGCAAAAUUUUCCCCUAAAUUAAAAACUUUAAAACGCACGCUAACACAAAAUAUUUUUAUUUUGAAACAUCCACCCAUUAACAUAACACACAUACACAUGCGCUUACAUACUGUACAUCAACUUGCUGUGCAAGCUCAAAACAUUUAGACAUACAUAUGCACACAAACUUGCAUACACAAACAUGCACGUAUGCUGACAAAUGUGAACUUGCAUACACAAAAGUUCUUACUUCAUAAACUUACAAACACAAAGUAACUUAAACAUAUUCACGUGAACUUACAUGUAUAAUGUACUUUGCACAUGAACUUAGACGUAUACGUACGUAAGCUUGUGCCAAGUACCGUAUUUUUUGCACUAUAAGGCGCACUGAAUUAUAAGGAAACGAUGCGACCUUGUAAUUUACUAGUCGUACAAAAACGUACUGAAACAUUAUAUUGGGGCACUGUGUUCAACCAGUAUGGAUCAACAAAUUCAUCAAUUGAUCCAUAUAUAAGGCGCUCUGCAUUAUAAGGUGCACUGUGUUUUUUUGAGUUAAUUUUAAGAUUUUAAGUGCGCCUAAUAGUGCGGAAAUUACGGUAAUAUUCAGAUAAAUGUCCCGUUAAAUCUGUAUCCAUGUCAACUUGCACACAUAAACCUAAAAGUCAUCACAUACAUUAAAUAGAUAUAAACUUUCACCAACGUACAUACAUACCACAAUUUACAUGAAUUUACAUAGACACUUAUACAAACUUGGAUUCAUAAACGCACACUGAAAUGAACACGUAAACUUUUUCUUUUUCAACAUUUACCCCCUGACGUCUCAUGUCAUCACGUCAUCUCGUGAUCACAGCAAAGCCUUAAAAUCAGCAGUAGGUUCUUCCCUCUUCCACACGGCACCUCUCCGAUCCAAUUCCGACCGCCACUGAGGACGUUUUAUUCAAAAGAACUCUUUUUCAAUAGCCAUAUUCUAAAAAAGGUAUAUACAUAUAUAUGAAUAUAUCUCAAUAUAUAUUUGUGUGUUUGUGUAGAUAUAUCUAGAUGACGAUAUACUUUCUUAUAGAAAACUUUGAUGUUGACCUUUUUUUUUCCUUGUGUUUUGAGAAGACACAUUUUUCAAGUGUAAUAAUAAGCACUGUCCACUUGGGCUAGUUCUAAUCAAUCCAAAUAUGAAUAAUAAUAACGAUAAUAACUUUCCAAAGGGAAAAGAUUCUCGCCACAAUGCAAUACUUCCUGCUCUUCGUUUGUGAAAAGUAGGGGAAAAAACGGCAAGAAAAACUGCAAAACUUGACCAAAAAAAAAAGUAUAUACAAGUUGGUGGCUUUCGUGUUUUAUGUUUCAAAGGCUUAAAUGUUGAUUUUUAUUUUAUUUUCUACUAAAUCAUUUCAUCACACAAUAUAAACCUUUAAGGAUGUCAAAUGAGCACUUGGUAGGCAAAUGAUUCUACGUGAAAUAAAUAUAAAUGAAAUAAUAAAUACAAGAGUGAAAAUAUAAAUGUGAGCGUGUGGAACAAUAUAAGAUAAAGGGCAUAUGUUUUAUUUUGACUUCUAAGGACACACUCAUCUGAUUUUCUUUUUUUAACAUAAAAUAUGCUAAAUACUUUGCGUCAGAUUUUAUAUUUUUAAUUUUUUUUUAAUUUAUGCUCCACUUAGCUUGGAUGUUUUGAGGUGUGUUCUUUUCCUCUUUUUAUUCCGUUUUUUUGGGGGGUGUGAUUUCAUGACGGGUGAAGAAUGUGGAGAAGAGAAGUGUAUGUGGACGAAAAGGCAUUUCAGUAUUUUUGAAUUGCUCAAAUCUAGUUUCUUAGAUGUUCUUGUUAUAAAUUAUAUUUUAAUUGGUGUACAUAGUUUCAAACAGGAGACGCUGGCUUCCUUUUAAACUGAAUACAUUUUUCUCUUCAGAGAUUGUUUACAUUAUGAAACUGUAGAGACGUGCUCCUCAUAUACUGUAUAAAGGACAUAUAUUCAUUGAUUCGCCUCCAGUAAUAAAUCCCUAAUGGAACAGCA